AUGCAAUCCUCUCAAUCUUUUUCACAAGGAUCCUUGGAAAACUUUAUUCAAACAAAUUCAGAUAAUUAUUUCCCUAUUAAUAACCCUCAACAAUCCUUGUAUAAUGACCGCAUUUUUUAUUCGAUGAAUCAAUUUGUACAUACGGGAUGCAAUUUAAAUGGGUUCAGUAUUCAUGUUCCACAAGAACAAAAGAACCCAUCUGUAUUUAUUCGUUUCAGUAGAAGUAUGUCUUUGAAACCAGUUGAUCUAUCUUUGACGCACUUUCCGAGAUUUAAGCAUUUUAAUAAGAAUCUGCCAAAAUUACCGUAUGAGCCAUACCAACGAAUGAUGACUUAUGCUAUUGAAAUUUGUAUGAUUCCAUCUAUUUGGUAUCUUGAAUUAAUCCAUUGUACUUAUAUGGGGAUGGCACCAUUUUUUUCGGGGAUGUUAAUGAGUUACACCCUUCAAGAUGUUGUUGGUUCUGCUAUUAAAACCAUGGGUUAUUUAGACGAAAGUUUUUCAAUUGAAAAUUGCUAUCGAUCUGUUUCAUCCUUUACAGACACACAUAUUUCUUCAAAUUAUGAAGAGAUAUGCGACAGUAUGAGCAAAUGCUUAUUAUCUAAUCAAUUUUCCUCUGAACCUUACCUCCGUUUGAAAGAAGAAUUUCAAAAAAGAAUUGAUAAUGUAUAUUCGGAGAUAGAAAGCCAAGAAAAGAAGGAACAGUAUAAAAAUUAUGCAAGGCACUCGUUGUUAUUGUCUCUAUCAUCUAAAACAAUAAAUCUUGAUUUAGAAUAUACGGCAGUAGAAAGAAAUUUUUUAGUAGUUAGAGCUAUGAUAUUAAGUAUGAGCUACCUAGUUAAUAAAUUCAUUCCGGUUGAUGAGAGCACUAUUUCUGAAAGGAUGUCUAAAGUCACAAGGUUAAUAAGUCACAUGAUUUUCGCACAAUUUAAGAGUUAUAUGAAGACUUGCAUGGAUUUCUUCCCUGGAAUACUUGGUUCAAAUAGCAAAAAAUUUCAAAAUGCCAUUGAAUUAUUUUGCAAAGAAUUUGUAUCAAUAGGCGUUAUUGAUGAAAGUGUUGAAUUAAUAGGAGGUGAUAUAAAUGCAUUUAAUAAGGCAAUUUUGCCUUCUAGAGUUUUGGAUCCAGCCUAUGCUUCUGUAAUUCCUUCUCUUAUUGAUGGAUCUGAUGCUUCGGGUAACUUGUCGUGGCUAAAAUUUCAGUCAGUAGAAAAAAUCGAACAUAUUGGAUCUGAAGUUGAUAAAAAAAAGCCGAUGAAAACUAAAUAUUUAAAAGCCGCAAAUGAUAGGAGUAUUCAUAGAAUAAAAGGAAGUCGCACAGUUAAUACAAAGAAAAGUGGCAUUACUAAUAAAGUUUCUAAAUUAUUCACCCGACGUAAGCAGAGAAUUUCCGGAUUAAUUUCUUCACAUUUAAAUCCGGCUGAUUCGUGA
Molecule: messenger RNA, 1425 nt
Organism: Cryptosporidium ubiquitum
Lineage: Eukaryota; Apicomplexa; Conoidasida; Eucoccidiorida; Cryptosporidiidae
Exons: 1
Coding region: 1-1425 (474 amino acids)
Source: RefSeq, a predicted model, not a curated record